CAGACACCACCUAUUCUUCACUGAAGAAAGGCACAAGAUGUCUCAUCAGGUAGUUGGGAUGAUUCUAGUCUAUCUGCACAUAGCUCCCUCAGAAGAAGGGAUACAAAUUCAGCAAAGUCCAGGCCAGAUGUGGCUGACUCCUGGACAGAAGGCACAGCUGGAUUGUAGCCAUUCCCUACAAGGACAGAGAGCUCUGUGGUACAAGGAACAGCCGAGUGGAAGUUUGCAAAGGAUUGAAAUGUCAGAUGGAAGAUACUCAAGUACAGUGAACAUUUCAGCAAACAGGUUUUCUCUGAUGAUCAGCAACGUACAAAGAGAUGACUCCGGGGUGUAUUUCUGUGGCCUUAAUGCCUAUAUACACCCCGACUUUGGGAAUGGGACCAGGCUAAUUGUCACAGAUGCCGCCGAGCCGAGACUUUCCGUCCUGGUGCCCUCCGACCUGGGAGAUGCUGAGCUUUUCCAUGACGUGCCUCUUCUUUGCCUUCUCUCGGAUUUCGCUCCCCCCUGGAGCAUUCUCUGGGACACCGGGGAGGAGGCGUCGGAGGGCCAGAUGGAUGCCGGAGCCAUAGACGGGGAUGGGGUCUUCAGCGUCUGGAGCCUAACGACAAUCCUGUCCAAGUGGUGGAACCAGGGGACGAGCUGCACGUCCAAGGAGAAUGGCACAGGGAGAAACAUCAGCGCUACCGUCACCAAGGAAACAGACUGUAGGAUUGUGUUCUACGCUGGGUUGCCCUGUAUUUUCAUCCUGCUCCUGAUCCAGCUCUUGAUCUUGCUCUGGAGAAAGCGCCUGACCAGAGGAAGAGCUGUCCCAAGAGAGAACCCCAUACCGAUGAGGCAGGUACCGCAGACGGAAUACGCGACUCUGACACACAACAGAAAUGCUCCCUUUUAACUGCUGCCAUCUCACAAAAGUAGCUUGUAUUUUUUAAAACAAGAGAUGAAGAGGAAAAAAAAAAAAGAAAGGAAAGAGAAAGUGAGAGUCACGUGCCACAUUUACACCGGAGGAUGGAAAGCACUGGACAUUACAAUGCUGCUCUUGGAGCGCAGCAGUGAACUACUGUUGGGUGUUCACACUCUCAGCCACCAGCACCUUAGCUUGGUCACACUCACAGCACUUUCUGGGUAGCUGCCCCACACAGCACUUCCUCUGAUGACACAGAGGUUUGUGCGGAGGCGCAAGGCCUACUGGGCCCUGUCCAAAUUCCCCAUGGUGCAUUGCUGCGCAUCCCAGCAACCCCUGCACUUCUGUCCGCAUUUGGCGCCAUCUUUCAACGGCUUUUGUGCUGCGUGUUCUGCCUUCUCAGUCUGCAGGAAUGGAUCCCCAGCUGUUGGUCAAAAUGACGCGAGGUCUCACUAACAGGGCACGAAUGGCAGUUGCGUUGUUCCUGAAGCUGCAAGGUGACGAUGAGGCAUCCAUGUGGCGUUCGCACAACAAAAGAUUUUUUUGGUGACCUUCACGGCCCCCAGUGGGAUGUUGCUUUGGUGCUCGGGAAACAAGCACAGAAUGGUGGGAUCCCAGCGUCAUGCAAGCCGGGGAGGAUGCACAGCGGCUGCAGAACUUUCAGAGGAGGAAAGUCACUUUCUUGGGACUCUGUGCUAGGCGUGCCCCCACCCUGCGGUGCAAGGACCCAUGUGUAAGAGCUGCCUUGCCAGUGGAGAAGCAAGUGGAGAUCGCACCGUGGAGGCUGGCGUCUCCAAACAGCUUUCACUCAGUUGCCAAUCAGUUUGGAGUGGGCAAGUCGACCGUUAGACUCAUGCCGACGGAAAUGUGCAUGAAACUGUGGAUGGCUUUGCACGGAUGGGCUUCCCAAGCUGCGGAGGGGCGAGAGAUCACACACCCAUUCCACUUCUGGCAUCAGACCAUCCAACCUCUGAGAACAACCAAGCAGGGGUGGCCCGUGGCUAUAGGCGGACUUGGCUGCCGCCUAAGGCACCGCCACCUGGGGCACCCGAUGAUGACGUCACGGGGGUGCCCGCGGCGCCCCCAACGACAUCAGGCCAUUGACCACCCUGUGUGUGGGGGUGCCAAUCGUGCGCUCCGCCUGGGGCGCCAGCUGCCGCAGCCGGCCUCAAGCCGCUCCUGCAACCAAGGGGUAUUUCUUCAUGGUUCUGCAGGCAUUUGUGGAUUUCUGAGAGUGUUUCAGGAACAUUAAUGCAGGCUGCUGCAGAAAGGUGCAUGGCACGUGCAUCUUUCGGAACAUGGGCCUGUUUGGGAAGCUGCAAGCGGGGACUUUCCUCCCAGACCAGAAGAUCAAAUGGAAAUGCCCACUGUGAUCCUUGGAGACCUUGCCUACCGCUUCAUGCUGUGGCUGAUGAAAC
Molecule: messenger RNA, 2319 nt
Organism: Pelodiscus sinensis (Chinese soft-shelled turtle)
Lineage: Eukaryota; Metazoa; Chordata; Testudines; Trionychidae
Source: RefSeq, a predicted model, not a curated record